Messenger RNA from Hirundo rustica (Barn swallow), 3308 nucleotides. RefSeq names its product transportin-1-like. The coding region runs from base 223 to 2904 and encodes 893 amino acids. Gene Ontology annotation, molecular function: small GTPase binding; nuclear import signal receptor activity. Gene Ontology annotation, biological process: protein import into nucleus. The record is from RefSeq and is a predicted model, not a curated record. The transcript is spliced from 25 exons. Gene Ontology annotation, cellular component: nucleus; cytoplasm. NCBI's taxonomy places the organism in Eukaryota, Metazoa, Chordata, Aves, Passeriformes, Hirundinidae.
UGUGGAAGAGGCGCCCCAUUUUCCCAUGCCCGGAAUUGAGGGGCUCGCCUUUUGUCGCCCCCAGGCUCUUGACGGUGUGGAACGCACUGGGGAAGAAAGGCUGACGGCGGCGCUGGCGGGCGGGGCGUGCGCGGCGCUAGGACCCAGGAGGACGCAAGGCGGCUCUUAGAGCCAGAUUGCAAAUUCGCCGUGACUCUGCGUGUACUGGAGCAGCAAGCCAAGAUGGAGUAUGAGUGGAAGCCUGACGAACAAGGGCUUCUACAGAUCCUGCAGCUGCUCAAGGAAUCACAGUCCCCGGACACCACCACGCAGAGAGCCGUUCAACAAAAACUAGAACAGCUCAAUCAGUAUCCAGAUUUCAACAACUACCUGAUUUUUGUUCUUACAAAGUUGAAGUCUGAAGAUGAGCCGACACGUUCCUUGAGUGGUCUCAUCUUGAAGAAUAAUGUAAAAGCACAUUUUCACAACUUUCCAAAUGGGGUAACUGACUUCAUUAAAAGUGAAUGUUUGAACAAUAUUGGUGAUGCCUCCCCCUUAAUUAGAGCUACUGUAGGCAUUUUGAUAACAACCAUUGCUUCAAAGGGGGAAUUGCAGAAUUGGCCUGACCUCUUACCAAAGCUUUGCAGCCUGUUGGAUUCUGAAGAUUACAAUACCUGUGAGGGUGCAUUUGGUGCUCUUCAGAAGAUAUGCGAAGAUUCUGCUGAAAUUUUAGAUAGUGAUGUAUUGGACCGACCACUCAAUAUCAUGAUACCUAAAUUCUUGCAGUUCUUCAAACACAGCAGUCCAAAAAUAAGGUCUCAUGCUGUUGCAUGUGUCAAUCAAUUUAUCAUCAGCAGGACUCAAGCUCUUAUGUUGCACAUAGAUUCUUUUAUUGAGAAUCUUUUUGCACUGGCUGGUGAUGAGGAGCCUGAAGUACGCAAAAAUGUUUGUCGUGCUCUGGUAAUGUUGCUAGAAGUUCGAAUGGAUCGCCUGCUUCCUCAUAUGAUUAGUAUAGUUGAGUAUAUGCUUCAAAGGACCCAGGACCAAGAUGAAAAUGUUGCUUUGGAGGCUUGUGAAUUUUGGCUGACUUUGGCUGAACAGCCAAUUUGUAAAGAUGUUUUAUGUCGGCAUCUUGCUAAACUGAUACCUGUGCUGGUAAAUGGUAUGAAAUAUUCAGAGAUUGAUAUUAUUCUGUUAAAGGGGGAUGUUGAAGAAGAUGAAGCUAUUCCAGAUAGUGAACAGGACAUAAGACCUCGUUUUCAUCGUUCACGGACUGUAGCUCAGCCACAUGAAGAAGAUCGUAUUGAAGAUGAUGAUGAUGAUGAUGACGACAAUGAUCUUGAUGAUGAUGAUGAUACUAUCUCUGACUGGAAUUUAAGGAAAUGUUCUGCUGCUGCUCUAGAUGUCCUGGCUAAUGUAUUUCGUGAUGAACUUCUGCCACACAUCUUGCCGCUUUUGAAGGAAUUGCUUUUCCAUCCCGAAUGGGUAGUUAAAGAAUCUGGUAUCCUUGUUCUUGGAGCAAUUGCUGAAGGCUGCAUGCAGGGUAUGAUUCCAUAUCUUCCUGAGCUGAUCCCUCACCUUAUCCAGUGCCUCUCUAAUAAAAAGGCUCUUGUGCGCUCCAUCACUUGCUGGACUCUUAGUCGCUAUGCACACUGGGUAGUUAGUCAACCCCCAGACACAUAUUUGAAGCCAUUAAUGACUGAGUUGCUAAAGCGCAUUCUGGAUACCAACAAGAGAGUACAAGAAGCUGCCUGCAGUGCCUUUGCUACUCUAGAAGAGGAAGCUUGUACAGAGCUUGUUCCUUAUCUUGCAUAUAUACUUGACACUUUGGUCUUCGCAUUUAGUAAAUACCAGCAUAAAAACCUGCUCAUUCUUUAUGAUGCUAUAGGAACUCUAGCAGAUUCUGUAGGACAUCAUCUAAAUAAACCUGAAUAUAUUCAGAUGCUAAUGCCUCCAUUAAUCCAGAAGUGGAACAUGUUGAAGGAUGAAGAUAAAGAUCUCUUCCCUUUAUUAGAGUGCCUGUCGUCAGUUGCUACUGCCUUGCAAUCUGGAUUUCUUCCAUACUGUGAGCCUGUGUACCAGCGUUGUGUAAAUCUCGUGCAGAAAACUCUUGCACAAGCCAUGUUGCACAAUGCUCAGCCAGACCAAUAUGAGGCUCCAGAUAAAGAUUUCAUGAUUGUAGCUCUUGAUUUACUCAGUGGUUUGGCUGAAGGACUUGGACGCAACAUUGAACAGCUAGUGGCUUGCAGCAAUAUCCUGACACUAAUGUACCAAUGUAUGCAGGAUAAAAUGCCUGAGGUACGGCAGAGUUCUUUUGCACUGUUAGGUGAUCUGACAAAGGCGUGUUUUCAGCAUGUUAAGCCUUGCAUCGCUGAUUUCAUGCCCAUUUUGGGAACAAACCUAAACCCUGAAUUCAUUUCUGUGUGUAACAAUGCCACCUGGGCAAUUGGAGAAAUCUCCAUCCAAAUGGGUAUAGAGAUGCAGCAUUAUAUUCCAAUGGUGUUGCACCAGCUUGUAGAAAUAAUUAACAGACCCAACACACCAAAGACAUUGUUAGAGAACACAGCAAUAACAAUUGGUCGUCUUGGUUACGUUUGUCCUCAAGAGGUGGCCCCCAUGCUACAGCAGUUUAUAAGACCCUGGUGCACUUCUCUGCGAAACAUAAGAGACAACGAGGAAAAGGAUUCAGCGUUCCGUGGGAUAUGUACCAUGAUCUCAGUGAACCCUAGUGGAGUAGUCCAAGACUUUAUUUUUUUUUGUGAUGCUGUUGCAUCGUGGAUUAACCCAAAAGAUGAUCUCCGAGACAUGUUCUGUAAGAUUCUUCAUGGAUUUAAAAAUCAAGUUGGGGAUGAGAAUUGGAGGCGUUUCUCUGACCAGUUUCCUCUUCCCUUAAAAGAGCGCCUUGCAGCUUACUAUGGAGUUUAACCUUAUGCACUGUGGCUGCAGUCCCAUAAUUAGAGGUCCUUCAGUCUGGGAGACUAUGAGGGAGACUCUGCACCCAGGGAAAAUGUUACCCUUUACUGGGGGGAAGGGUAAACCAGUAGGGAAUACAGUACAGUCCCAACCCUACUGGGAGGGGUGGGAGGGAGGUGUUGCUGUAUUAAGUCAAUGUUGGGAAAUGUUUUAACAUCUGGAGCCUUUGUCGGUGGAAAUAGUCUCCUAUUACAACUCUGCACUGGAUGUGAAGAAGAAAAAAAGUCUAUUAACAAAAAAGCACAUUCUGGAUUAUUGUGGGGAAUUGUACCAAAAUAAGAACCAUAUAAUUGAACCAUAGGGAUACAUAAAGAGGAAAACUAUUUUACGCACAAUAAAGGAAACCUACAAAUGGA